CAGUGAGUGUGAGAGAGAGAAACAGUGAGUGUGAGAGAGAGAAACAGAGAGUGUGUUGCAGUGGGGAACAGACUGAGAGACGAGAAGCAACUUGGUUACAAAGUGGACAUCGGAUGAAGAUUGAAACCUCUCCAUCCAUCAAUGGACUGUUAAAGAGCGCAGUGAGACACACCUGUGCAGGUGAACGGACCCUGGAGGAGAAGCUGAUGCGGUGGAGGAAAGUUACCAACUACGGAGAUGCUGUGUUAACUGAGAGUUUACAAACUGUCCGGACCAUUCAGAGCCCUUUCUUUAAUCUGGAUGCUUUUAUAGACGGAUCUCAGUGCACAUAUCGGAUGAGUGGAUAACCAGCUCAGCCACCACGGAGAGAGAGAAUCCUUCCACGACACACAAUCAGCGGCCAGAGCAACUAAAAAUGACGACGUUAUACCUUAUUUUUUGCCUUUUGGUCACAGCAGCCACCCAAGCAGCCUACUUCUCCCAGCAGCCCCAGGACCAGGUGGUUGUAUCCGGUCAGUCGGUGACUCUACCCUGUGUCAUCGUGGGUUACCGGGGAAUGGUACAAUGGACCAAAGAUGGCCUGGCACUGGGUGGAGAGAGAGACCUACCAGGCUGGACGCGGUAUUCCUUAAUGGGCGACCCGCUAUCAGGCGAGCACAGCUUGCUGAUCGAUUCGGCAGAGUUGGAGGAUGAUGCAGUGUACGAGUGUCAGGGUACACAGGCGGCAUUGCGCUCCCAUCGUGCCAAGCUCACUGUACUAGUUCCGCCUUCAGACCCUGUGGUGGAGGGUGGCCCAGUUGUACGUCUGAAGGCCCACACACCACACAAUCUCACCUGCAGAGCCUCAGGAGCCAAACCUGCUGCUGAGAUCACCUGGUACAGAGAUGGAGAGGUCAUGGAGACUGCAAUUUAUUCCAAGAUUCUGCUGGAGGAUGGAAAGAAGGAGGCGGCUGUCAGCAUGCUUCCAAUCGUUCCUGAGGAUAGCGACUCUGGACGCACCUACACCUGCAGGGUUCUUAACCCAGCUGCCCCAGCUGGACGACAGACAUCCAUCACUAUCAAUGUCCAGCACCCUCCUUCAGUGACUCUAUCAGUUCAGCCUCAGACUGUAACCGAGGGAGCCAAGGUUCUCUUCAUCUGCUCUGCUUCGGCCAAUCCUGAAAUCACUGGAUACAGGUGGUCGAAAGGAGGAGUUCCCAUCUCUGAGGCAAACGGGGACAGCCUUGAGGUGACAGUGGACUACUCUUACUUCACAGACCCCGUCUCCUGUGAAGUGUCCAACUCUGUGGGCAGCACCAAUGUCAGCACCCUGGUCGAUGUCCAAUUUGGCCCCAGACUGCUGUCGGAGCCUAAGCCAAUGACGGUGGAUCUAGGGAUGGAUGCAGCCUUUACUUGUGCAUGGACUGGAAACCCUCCUCUGACCCUGGCCUGGACCAAGCAGGGCUCCAGCGUGGUGCUCAGUAAUGGCAACACCUUGCAGCUGAAGGCUGUUACCCAGGAGGAUGCAGGAACUUACACCUGCAAGGCCAUCGUACCUCGGAUUGGAGUUGCAGAAAGAGAUGUCACUCUAACUGUAAAUGGCCCACCUAUCAUCACAGUGGACGCCACGCAGCAUGCCGUCAAGCACUCCAAGGGCAAGCUGGAGUGCCGGGUGGGAAGCAGCCCCCCGCCCGAUAAGAUUGUGUGGACCUUUGGAGAUUUAAGCCUGUCCUCUGGUACCUCCGGUCGUUACUCAGUGCAGACAGUAACCAGCGACCAUGGUGUCCUGUCUUCCCUGGUGCUGUCCGAGACGCUGGCUCAGGAUUUCCAGCUGCGCUACAACUGCACCGCCUGGAACCGCUUUGGCACCGGCACCGCUCUGGUCACACUGAAGGAGCAAGAAGCCCUGCCUAUGUUGAUAAUUGUUGGUGGAGCAGUGGGUGGAGGCUGUGUCCUGCUCAUCUGUGUCAUCACUCUGGUCUCCCUCUGCUGCAGGCACACAGGCAAAGGUGAGCUCAAUGGUAAAAGGUGCACUCGUCUUUCUAAAAGUGACAUUAGAGUUCAGAUUGUUCACAGUGAUCACAACGCUACACGUGGCAAUGAUGAUGAGGAAGAUGUCAAAGAGCCCAUGGCACCGAACAGCAGCGAGUCUCCUGGGACAUCGCGCACAGAACACAGCGACCUCCUGGAAGAGGAGGAGGAUGAGAGAUCAGACAUCAAGGACCCCACCAAUGGCUACUACAAUGUCCGUGGCCAUGAAGACCGCCAUAUCCGUAGCAGUGGCUUCUCUGAAUACGUGCCAAACACUCGGCCAGUCUACACUCCAUCGCAGCUGCCCUCCCCCAGCCCAGUCUAUGGUCAGCAAGGCACCCAGCCUCGUGUGUAUGACUUCUCCCACCGAUACGCAACCACCACAGCAGGCAGAACCGCAUAUGAACAGCAGCAAGCUGCCCAGCAGCAGCAGCAGACCGCCCAGCCAGCCAGCAUUUAUCCCACUGAUCCCCUCUACAGUGGCUCUGCUUACCUACCUGCUACCUAUGGUCGUGCCUUCACCAGCUAUGUGAAGCCCGCUUCCUACGAGAAGGUGGAUGCGUAUGACCAAUCGGAUCAGGCCAGCAAGGUGUCCAGCUCGUCUCGCUUCUCUUAUGCCUCCUCACAAGUAUCCUCCCAGCAGUCUGACUAUGGCCGGCCUUCACAACGUAUGCAGACGCAUGUCUGAUUGGACAAGAAAUUGAGGAAAAGAAAGUACAGGAGCAGUGAGUAGAUAACAAUUGUCACCUCCACAUCGGGUGUGGCUGGACUAACAUGAACAGAGACUUACCUUACUCAGACGGUCCUUGAAGGACAUGUUUGGACAGUAUUUGGAGGGAGCCAUGUGAUUUAUAGGGGUUAUAGGAUAACCAACCUUAAUUUGUUGUGAUUGAUGGCGGGAUCUGUAAAGCUCCUGAGCUGGAGAAUUCAGCAGAUUGUGAUGUUCAACUCAAACUUAUGAUUACAGUGUGAUACCUCACCAGGUUAUCUCUACAUGAUGACCACCCAAACCUGUGGAGAUAUUCUGUCUCUGUGCCAGAGCCAACUAGAAAAUAAAUCAAAUGCAUCUCCUGAAUUUGGGUGGCCAGAAUGACUGGGGUAGCUGUUUACCUGCCUUUCAGAGUUUACUUCGUGUCAACAAUAAAUGUUAAACAAGACCUCUAAAAUACUUUGAAAGUUACAAGCUUAGACAUAUUUCAGGAAAAAAAACAUGAACAACCUACUGUUGUCCGUCAUUUGGUGUUUUGUUGGCAUGCGAAAGGAAUUCUAAGCACAUUUGUGUCUCUAUCAUCCGCAAAAGACCGAGCUAUUCACAGAGACAGACAAACUAUUCUGCACAACAGGCUAGCUCUACUGACCAAGUGCUACAGACACUCUACUGUAUGGAGUUUAAUCAGUGGUUGAAUACUUCUGGCCUGAGCUGUAUUCAUGGAGCUUCUUCUGAUAAUAACCUUAACACUUUGGACUUAGCAGUGUUGCUUGUUGGUGGACAAGAGAAGGAGAUAUGAAGAGAAUGUGAAUUUUAGCUGCCAUUGUAAUGGAUGGCUAUGUGUUAACUGUGUGUUGUACCAAGAUGGACAAGGUAAGGCCAUGAAAACCCAAAGAAGGUGAUAAUUGCAUGGGGGAAAACGGUGGCUGAUCACUGCUGUUCCACCCCUGGUACUGUUUUCUGAUUGUAAAAUGAAUAGGAGGCUAUUACCAGAACAAUCAAAAGUGGUGGUUUGGAAAAUGGUGGCAAUCUUGAACUUGAAAUAAACUUGAAUGCAGCGUCAUCUUCAGCAGGCUCAGUUGGGGAAAGACGUGUAAGGCAGUCCUAAUAUGGACCAUACACUCUCAAGUUUUACAACUCAAACGGUCUAAAAAUGUUUACAAGAAACAGUACUACCCUGAAACACUAAGUAUCUGUACAAAUGGCAGAGCCCAUACUUUCUCUCUCUGUUGCAUGCAAAUGAUGUGUCUAGUGAAAAUCUUCAGCGUUUAUAUUCAUGUCCAUUUCAUGUUUGAGACAUUGGUUUCUGCACCUGGCCCAGUCGCAUUCCACUUCCUGGAUGUUUCAGUAUGGAUGCCUGUACUGCCAUUUGUCUAAAAAGCUGUUACCAGGCAGCCUGACGAGAGAACAAAUGUCUCUUAAAGUGAGGAGGCAAACAUCAUUGCUUGUCCUUAUUUUUAUAUUUUAUAUAAGCCUUAAUGUACAGCGUGUAAGCUGCUCUAUUGUAAAGUAUCUUUAUAUACAUAUGUAUCUAUCUUGGUUGAUUUAUUUGGGUCCACAUAUUUCCUUCUCCAAGUUGUUCAUCAAUCAUUGAAUGCAGUUACAUUAUUUUUUUUUUGGAACACAACUAAUUGCCAUUUGUUUGUUCAUUCUUUUAAUAAUGUAUUAAGAAUU
Molecule: messenger RNA, 4393 nt
Organism: Anoplopoma fimbria (sablefish)
Lineage: Eukaryota; Metazoa; Chordata; Actinopteri; Perciformes; Anoplopomatidae
Gene: kirrel2
Product: kirre like nephrin family adhesion molecule 3, like
Exons: 15
Coding region: 416-2698 (760 amino acids)
Biological process (GO): cell-cell adhesion
Cellular component (GO): cell-cell junction
Molecular function (GO): cell adhesion molecule binding
Source: RefSeq, a predicted model, not a curated record